Molecule: messenger RNA, 3606 nt
Organism: Cuscuta campestris
Lineage: Eukaryota; Viridiplantae; Streptophyta; Magnoliopsida; Solanales; Convolvulaceae
Source: the annotation of a GenBank genome assembly
GGCCAAUCAAACACUCUCCCCUGCCAACUUCCUCUCUCUCUAGAAAUUUGGUAGUUUAUUUCUUUAAAGAAGCUUCAAGCUUCCAUAGCUUCCAUUAAUGGCUUCUAUGCCUAAAUCAUGUAUCGUGUAUACACCCCCCGAUAUUAAUAAAAAUUCUCCGUUGGCAAGGUACCGCCAAAAAAGGCCUGUAGUUUUUUCCCGAUUUGGGUUUCCACGUAAAAAUCCUCGUGUUUAUAGUUUGCUGUAUUUUUUAGACUCGUUUAUCGUUUUAGCCGGGCUAAAAAUGAUAUACCGGUCGAUAAUUUACACCAUCAUUUUGAUGCCACCCGUGGGACCCGAGCAGAAACCCAUGAUUUUGAUUGUUCCUGCUCAUACAAAAAAAAACCCCAAAGAAAAGGGGUUGAAAUAAAAAAAAGUGGGUGAUUCAAGAGUGAGAGAGGGGAGGGUUUUUGAUUUUUUGAUUUGACAAAAAAAGAGAAAGAAAGGAGAGCCCCAAAUUGGAGCGGCCAAUAGAUCGAGCUCAGAGCCGCCGCUGCCACCUACCGGAGUCCGCCAUCUGCUGGUACUCGCCCUUCCCUAAGCUACCGGAGUCCGCCAUCGCUGCUGCUCAGAGCCGCCACCGCCGUUUCCGCUGCUCAAACCAGCCGCCGCCGCCGUUGCUCAAACCAGCGCAGCCGCCGCCGCUCAAACCUGCUGCCACUGCCGAAUUCAAUCGACGGGAUUGCCGCCGCCGCCGAACUCAAUCAUCGUUGGUCGUUGGAUCCAUUCACCGCCAUCCACAUCUAGCGCCGGAGGGCCGCGUGAUGCUGACAAGUUGUUGUAUCUGCAGCCGCUGGAGUCUAUUGAUAACAUCUUGAGGUCCGCCAUUACCGACAAUGGAGUUGGAUUCGUCGCCGGUGUUGGUUGAAACUCAAGCCUGAGUCAACCGCCCUUCUAUUUGUUGCCGGAGGACGAUUCUCGUUCUCUUCUUCCGGCAUCAGCAGCCGCCCAAGUUCACCCCCUAGCUCGCACGGAAUCAGAAAACAAGUGCCACCUCGCACGUCGGAUUCAUCACCGGCGCGGAUUCACCGGCGGAGAACACAUCCAGCAAAUUAAAAUUGCAUCUGCAGAGCACCACGGCCGAUUUCAUAGCUUCCAUGCUUCCGGCAAAAGUCCACUUACUCCGGCGACUUCCCUCGGCUAGUGAUUCUGUUCACCACCAGACAAUACGGAGGCACCGCCGGUAACUCCACUCCCUGCCGCGCCAACAGAUUGUUCGUUUGAUCACCGGUGCCGCUGGCUUUGUCAGAUCCCACUAUAUCCCGGUGCUCAAGGAGCCAGGAGACGUGUUGCGGUUGGAUAAUUUUGACCGCUAUUACGAGGCUCACCACCACCAGCUCCGGAAGAUCAUGUCCCGAUCUGCCUUGUCUUCCACUUGGGUGAAUCAAUGCAACGGCAGAAUGGGUCGUGCCGCUGGUUACCUCUGUCGUCGCUAGUGACGUCCGCCAUCAUCACCAUUCUUCCCCAAGGGUCGGGCGGACAGAUUGAAGAGCGGCUAUGAUGGAAAAAAUUCAGUCCUUGAAGAACAGUUGAAGUUUUAUGAGGAGAAAUUCAGUCCUUGGAGGAUAAUCCGUGAAAAAUUUCAGUCCAUGGUUGAAAAUUUCAAUCCACUCCCAUAUUGAUUAUUGGGGAGCAAUCAAGAAACUUCACAAGUGGGCAGAGCAAUUAAAAUUCUCCGCACAUAGAAAGAGCAUCAAUGUGAAGGAGAAGAGGCCAAAAAUAAAAGAGAUGAAGAGAAGAUGCCACAAACAUAAAGAGAUGGACAAAAAUUCAAAAGGAUAUGGCAGUAGCUUCACACAACCACGCACUCACGCCAAAAGAAAAAGGGUGGUGGGCUAUCAAGAAUUACUCCCCACAAAUUUCACAAGGCCCCCACCAAUUCAUCAUUUUGAUAGGAUAUGUAUAAAUUGGGUGCUUGGCCCAUUCAAAAUAAUGGAGGGUACUGUGCUGAAAUUUGAGCAGAAGCCAUGUGGGAAGGAGUGGAGGAUCAAGAGGAUUAAAAGAAAAAAGAUACGAAAAAGAUUCUAAGUGGUGGGGUCUUCGUUUUUUUAUGGAUGGCAGUGUCUCCCUCACCAUUAUAUGAAAAAGAUUCUCUCCAACUCUUGACCUGUGUGAUGCAUGGAUUUGGACAUCUCGGUCAGUGUGUUAUUUGGAGAUAAAAGGCUCAUAUCUCAACAAGUGGGCUUUGCACAUGCACAAUCAAGGAUAUGUUUUCAGAGAAUUUUGAAGGGAAGACUGGGACACAGGCCCGGACCUGGCACGCCGGUUACUACACCGGUCUUGCUCAGUAUAAAAUAAAAAAAUUAUAAACCCGGAAGAGGGGCCCGGUAGAGGGUAUGCCUGCAAGAGGGCUGGACCUGGAAGAAGGUUCGAACCGUACUUACACGGGCCCAUGAGGUUUGACCGGUAUCGGGGAAUCAGCCGGUGCCGUCAAAUUGAUUGGGGACUAAAAGAUGCUCAUUAAAAGAAAUAGAAGGGGAUCGUCUACCGUGGCGCAUCCUAUUUCCCCCUUCUCAGGGAAGACUUGAACGGGGGGUGAGCUAAGGCCUUCCCGGGAUAGUAAAUAUCAAAGGGCCAUUAAAAGACUUAAUCACCCGGAAGAGGGGGCCCUGGAAGAAGGGUGCAUUUUGGGCCUUGGAGAGGGCUCGAAACCAUCCGACAUGCUUAAUUCUCCAAUGUUGAUCUGGCCCAGCCAGCAGCAUUAUCUUAUUAGAAGACUGAGACAUAGGUCUGGUCUGGCACGCUGGUUACUACACCAGUCUUGCUCAGUAUAAUAAAGAAAAUAUGUGACCCAGUCGAACUGGUACACUGGUCUCACACCAGUCUUACACAUAUUUUCCAAUAAGCCUGAGCCCAAUCGAAUUGGGUACACCGAUUGCACAUCGGUUUCAGCAAAAAAGUGAGCAAAGCUCAUAUCGGGGACGCCCGAUUCAUUUAAGCCCUCUAUUCGAGGCACUUUGAUCGAAGAUGGUCUCCGCGAGACAUGAAGAUAUUUACAUUAGGCCGGUCAAGAAAAAAAAUGUUGUACAUAUUAUUUUUGCAGGAAAACCUUCUGAUUGAAGAAAUUGGAGAACUAAUGAAGACUCGGAGGACAAGCAACAAUAUCAACCGGUCAAGAAUCCAAAGUACGAAGAUCGAAGAUAGCACUCGGAGGACUUGUUUACUUUUUCAAGUUGAUGAUUCUCACAACUUAAAAAAGUGGAGGACUUAUUGAGGGGAAAUAAUACGUGGCUCGGCCCACAUUUCCCAAUUAUUUUACGAAGAAUAGUCAAACCGAGCCUGUUUAAUAAAAUAGAGGAAUAAGAGAAUAUUCCUCCAAAGAUGCUCCCCCUCCCUCCUAUAAAAGGAGGGGUGCCCCCAAUGUGAAGGGGAGGCCAAUCAAACACUCUCCCCUGCCAACUUCCUCUCUCUCUAGAAAUUUGGUAGUUUAUUUCUUUAAAGAAGCUUCAAGCUUCCAUAGCUUCCAUUAAUGGCUUCUAUGCCUAAAUCAUGUAUCGUGUAUACACCCCCGAUAUUAAUAAAAAUUUCCCGUUGGCAAGGUACCACCAAAAAAAGCCCGUGGUUUUC